GUCCGUCGCAACCUCUCUUACAGCACUUCGCAUCAAACCCACCAACGAUCCCCCCCCCCCCACACUGUCCACACCUCCAUGUUGGCAGCCUAGCUCCUUAACCCUCAUUUAGCUCGCGGCCUAUUUAACAUCCCCUUCCCUCCUGUCCCUCUCCCACCCUACCCUCUUUCCCUCCGUCGCCCAAGUAAACAAACACUCCCGUCUCGAAAAUACUAUCCACACCCAUGUCCGUCUUUCCGGUUCGCCCACGCCCUCCCGACUCGAACUACUCAUAGAAAAGAUAUCGUGCCCCAACAACAAACGCACAAUUAGAAGAGGCAAGAGACCCAUUCAGCUACACAUGGCUGACGCAACUACCACCAUAUUCAAUUUCUCCACUGUCAUAGCUCUCAGUGAUGCCCUGGCCACCAAUCAAAACAGCAACCCCCUAGUCAUCAAUCCUGAUAAAAUUAGCGGAGCUACUCCUCACAGGUCCCUUGGUGAUUUUACUCCCCUCUGGGAUUUUUUGGGCUCCUCGCCUGAGCCGUGCUCAACUACUGACGAGGACGAUUCCUUCCCCCCCACUCAAAUCCAUCCAUCGCCGAGAAGAAAGCGUAAGAAGCGCCACUCAUGCUCCUCUAAGGUCGAUGCGGUUACCGAGGAGACCCUACCGGCGGUGAGGCCGAGAGCGAUGGAAAUACCGGCUCCUCUGCCACCAGUGUUCCAGCAACCAGUGCCAAGUGUGGUUGCAAAUGUCCAUCUUGAGGAUCCAUUUGAUAAGCGACCUGUAAUUCGGUCGCUGAUGACCUCGGUUGAGAGGAAAGCGCAACUAGUCCAGAAGAUACUUUCACUAUUCCCUGCUCAGGCUUCCCGUCUCCUUACUCGCCCUGGUCUCCGGUCAGGUGCGAGGGACCCCUCGGACACCGACAUUCAUGUGUUUGUCGAUGCUUCCAAUGUAUUUUCCGCCUGCAUCCGGUUUCUAUUCAAAGCUGACCUGAUCGAACUUCAGAUCCUGAUCGGAUUUUACGAGUGCAUCAAGAGGCGCAGGGGGUAUCCCCGCGGCGCGGCCGUUCGCCAGCCCGCGUUUUCCUUCCAUGGCUUAUCUCUUAUCCUCGAGAGGGGACGGACAUGUUCCAAGAGGGCAUAUGUCGGAAGUUCGCCAACAACCGUGUCCGCACUCGAAGCUCGUUCUCUUGGCUACGAGGUUAGUCUGCUCGAGAGAGUAGAAAAGGAACAGGCGAAUACAAAAUACUCCUCUUCUUCGGGUUCUGAGGGCGCACACAAACGGCGCACCCGGAAGGUAGAGCAAGCAGUUGACGAAAUCCUUCAUCUCAAGAUUUUAGAGAGCGUUCUGGAUUUCACGCCGACUACUAUUGUCUUGGCUAGUGGCGAUGCAGCUCAAGGAGAGUACAGCCCUGGUUUCUUCAAGGUCGUCGAGAGAUGUCUUGACAGGGGUUGGAAAAUUGAGCUGGUAUCAUUCAAGGCAAGCUUGAGUUGGCUUUACUCAAACAGGAAUUUCUUAAAGAAAUGGAAGGGUGCUUUUUCGCUGGUCUUGCUAGACACUUUUGCUGAGGAGCUCUUAGAGUAACGCAUAACCUUUCUCUUAUGCUGGUAUUUCUCUACUCCUUCACGAUGUCCUUUUUUCACCAUGUUCAGAACCUUUUAGUUCUCACACCGCCUUUAUUUUUUGCGCGGUCCAUCUCUUAUGGCUUCUAUCUCUUGAUCCUUUUUUUUUUUUCCUAUUUCUCUCAUGUCUUGUUUUUCUUUCAACCUUAUAUUUCGUGAUCCUGGCCUGCCCAAUGAUUUGGGUGGGGGUUCCAGUAUUUUUUAAGGAACCUGGAGGUAGGAGGAUGUUUUGGUGCUUGCACUUGCACUGUGCCAGUACGGUAUUCUACCAUGCUAAAGCUUUGGGGGACUUGUAGAAAGGUACCUCUUUUGACCACACCGAUUUUUAUUGCGUUGUAUCAUAAAGCGUCUUGUUAGGUUAGUACCAUAGCACGGUUUUGUUGUCAUAAUAUCCUAUUACCUGACAGCAUCCACGGAAACAGUGCCUGGGAGAAGUGAAAUACCAUAAUCCACUUG
Messenger RNA from Tuber aestivum (summer truffle), 2061 nucleotides. The record is from the annotation of a GenBank genome assembly. NCBI's taxonomy places the organism in Eukaryota, Fungi, Ascomycota, Pezizomycetes, Pezizales, Tuberaceae.